Messenger RNA from Limulus polyphemus (Atlantic horseshoe crab), 2509 nucleotides. Its product is annotated as dachshund homolog 1-like. The record is from RefSeq and is a predicted model, not a curated record. Lineage: Eukaryota; Metazoa; Arthropoda; Merostomata; Xiphosura; Limulidae. The transcript is spliced from 10 exons. Bases 1 to 1338 code for a protein of 445 amino acids.
AUGGGGUGUAUAGCUGAAAUGAAAUAUUAUGUCAUGGAUGAAUCUCUGUUAGACUGGCACAUUCAAGAAUCAGAAAUAGAAGGAUGUGACGAACUGGAAAGUGGUGGAAGAAAACUCAUAGAAUACCUCCAUACAACAAAAGUUUACAUGGAAGAGCAUGCCAUCGAUUGUAGACCGGGACGUCCACCAAAGAGAGCUUCGGUAACUGGCCUAACAACGUGUGGCAGUCUUCUUAAGAAGAAUCGCCUGGAUGGAGAAUAUCACGGUUACAAGAAUGGCCAUUUAAAUGGGGACCGUUUGGAUAAAGUGUCAUUUCUACAUAAUGGCUACAACCACAUGGUGGCGCAAGCGGCGGCAGCUGCAGCUGCUGCAGCAGCGGCAACUGGAGCGCCCUCUCACAUCAACCCUUUGCCCUUCAUUGCGUUAAACCACCAGGUGUCUCAUCAUAGCAUGAUUCCAGUGACUAGUACUUUAGGACUAACAGCACCUAGUCACACCCAAACUCAUCGAAACGAGGGUAUUAGCGUCAAUGAAAGAUCCCGGCAGGUUACGGAUGAUUACGUCACAAACAGGAUGCGAGAUGAUCAACUACAGAAUGGUGAACUUAGAGAACGACAUUACGGGCAUGAAAAUUACAAACAAACAAAGGACAUCAUUCAAAACGGGACGACAAGUAAUGGGCACGCUCCUGUGUUAAACCUUUCUCAACAUAGUAGUCGUGCAGCUGGCUACAACAACAUUAGUAAUGGCGGAAGUGGUAAUAACAGCGGAAGUGACGGUGCGUACAAUGAACACAUGGAUGAUGACGACAGUGAAGAUGACGAUGAUGACCACGAGCAUGACUUCAGUGACACCCCAGAUGUAAGCAGUACCGCCAACACCGACCACCUUUCUGCCCAGAAUGCGCUGUUUUUUCAGAGUCUGAACAAUGGCGGUGGCGCCACCAUGGGGCAGGCUGUGUCAUCAAUAGAGACUUUGUUAAGAAACAUACAGGGACUAUUGAAGGUGGCUGCAGACAAUGCUAGACAACAAGAGAGACAGAUAAAUAUAGAAAAAGUUAUUUACCAGAAGAAGUUAAGACGAGAAAGAAGAUUCCGCAGAAGAGCACAAGAACAGCUUGAUGCAGAAAUCAAGAAACGUUCGGAUUAUGAAGGCAACUUACACAUAAGCUCAAACGAAACGCUUCGACUUUUAAACGACUCUCUUCCACAAGAUCUAGACAAGAACCAGCUUGAGCGUCUAGAAGAUGGCUCGAGAGGUCAAGCUGACGCCAUUUUGAUGAGUGGAAGCACAUGCUGUCACUUCUCCUUUCUUGGGAUUCGUCUGGUCAAACCGUAAAGUGACGUAUUUAUUAUCGUGUGCACGUGACGCCAGGCAUCUUAAAAGUCGUUUCUUCCACCGUUUUUGAAAGGACAGUGAAUUAUUUACCUUGGACUUUAGUUCUUAAUAAACAACCGAAUUCUAUGUUAAAUAACGUAUUGUCUUGAUAAACAUACACUGACCAUCGUGUAUACUGUUAAGCCUAAUGUCAUUGAGUUACGGUUUAUUUUUCUCAGUACAUAGUUUAGUGCCAUAAUAGACUAUGCGUUUUUUUAAUGUAAUUUAAUUGUAUCUUUACAUAUUAUUCUUUUGUGAUAUUGCCUUUAGAUAUAAUUUGAUAUGCUAUAAAAACUAGUGGUAAACGUUUAAAGAUUUCAUGUAUAAUGUAUAUACCUGUACAGAGAGACAACUAAAAGACCGGGUAUUAUUAAUUUCGAAGUAAAAUCGCCCUCUGUUGGAAGUUACUGGUAAUCAGACUCUUAGAACAAACUCUGGUUUGAAGAACAUAUAAUUUUCGGGUUAAAGUUGUAUGAAGAUACGUUUAAAAUAUAAAUUAUAUUUAAAAUUUAUUGACGAAAUUAAAAAUCAUUUACGUGUUGAAGUAAUUUUUGUCUGCAAUGUCAUGAAAGCUGGCGGCAUUACUUUAGGUAAUAAACUCAAAGUUCAAUCCAGUUAGUUUUAAUAUGCGAGUACUAUUCUGUUCUUAUUGGCGAUGAACGGUUUUUGAACUUUUCUGGUUACCAUUUUGGUGUUCUCAGAUGGGGCAGCGGCAAAUCUACGGACUUAUAACCCUAAAAUCUGGGGUUCGAUUCUUCUUGGUGGAUGCAGUAUUGUGGCUUUGCUCUAAAACAAACAAACAAACAAUUUCGGUAUUUAAAAGGCUAAAAAUUCUUAAUUAACAUGCGUGUAAUUUUUAAGAUUGUAUUAACUGAUAGAACCAUGUAUUAAAUUUCUUAAUGAGAGAAUUGUAGCUUUUGAAACCACUUAAUUACGGUAUUCAAAAUAUACGUAUUUCUAGAACUAACCUUAAUGAAUCUAAGUUUCAAAUGGACAGCAACUGCCUGUUGUAGAAAUUUACAAAUGUAAAGGACGACGUUUCUAAAAUCUUCCGCCUUUCGUCGUCAAGUUCUGUAAAUUUCUACAAUAGGCAGUUGCUGUCCAUUUCAAACUUAGAUUCAUUAUGAAUGCU